CCUUCCUCCACCAACGUCCUCAGCGACGCUUCUCUCCCACCACCACUCUUUCAUCGCCACGCCUCUCCUUCUGUCUUCACUGACAGGACGGAAAUGACUUAUGGCCGUGCGAUAGAGUGAAUCGUCUCCUCAUUCAUCAUGAGCUCUUCCACCGUAGUUUCGGCGGCCACGCCGACCAAACACCCCUUUGACCGUCGCAUUGAUGAGGUCAGGCCUUCAAAGACUGACAUCAACAAACUCAUCAUGGACUAUCUUGUCAGCGAAGGGUAUCCGGUCUCUGCCAGGCGCUUUGCGACUGAAGCGAACAUAAAACCCGCUGCGGCAGAGCAGUCUAUCCAAGAAAGGGUUGACAUCCGGAAUGCGAUCCAUGCUGGAGACAUAGAAACCGCAAUCCACAAGAUCAACGAUCUGAACCCCCAGAUCCUUGACCUUGAUCCUUCACUGCACUUUGCGCUAUUGCGCCUUCAAUUGAUUGAGCUCAUCCGCAAAUGCAUGUCGAGUGUUAAUGCAGACAUCACUCCUGCACUCACUUUCGCGCAAUCGGAGCUUGCUCCUCGCGCUCCUUCGAACCAAGAGUUUCUAGAAGACCUUGAGCGUACUAUGGCACUGCUUAUCUUCCCACCGGAGAACCUAACGCCGCCUCUUGCGGCGCUCUUGGAUCCUUCACUUAGGCAGGCUGUUGCUACUCGCGUCAAUGAGGCCAUCCUUUUCAGCCAGGGUGCAAGCCGAGAGGCUAAAAUAAAGCAACUGGUCCGUCUUCGUGCUUGGGCUGAACAGAAAGCCAGAGCAGCGAGGAAGGAACUACCACCCACCCUCAACUUGGGACUGGAUCCCAGCAAGGAUGAGAACGAUGAUGACGACGUAAUGAAUGGUAAUGGGGAAGCGGAUAUCAUGAGGGAUUAACUAUUUGUACUUGCUUGGGAUUAGCGACGGCGUUUUUUUGGCACUUUGACGGCGCAUGAGACUACUACGGAAUAGGCUCACAGGGCAGGCAUUGGAUGGAACAUCUGCAUAUCACGCACUAUUUGCGCGCCAGCAAUCUGGCAACAUAAGAAUAAUCAAAGAUACCCGUUGGGCGUGUUGCCAACGCACGAUCAC
Molecule: messenger RNA, 1098 nt
Organism: Aplosporella prunicola CBS 121167
Lineage: Eukaryota; Fungi; Ascomycota; Dothideomycetes; Botryosphaeriales; Aplosporellaceae
Exons: 4
Coding region: 139-903 (254 amino acids)
Biological process (GO): proteasome-mediated ubiquitin-dependent protein catabolic process
Cellular component (GO): cytoplasm; nucleus
Molecular function (GO): protein binding
Source: RefSeq, a predicted model, not a curated record